This is a messenger RNA of Suillus discolor, 1223 nucleotides long. RefSeq lists its product as uncharacterized. The coding region runs from base 174 to 1223 and encodes 349 amino acids. The record is from RefSeq and is a predicted model, not a curated record. Lineage: Eukaryota; Fungi; Basidiomycota; Agaricomycetes; Boletales; Suillaceae. The transcript is spliced from 10 exons.
UUCAUUGACCGGCAGAACACUUCACCACCAUCACACCAAAUAGAAGCAUGAGAGGAACUUUGGCACAAAACUGACAGAGAUAUGAUGAAUGAACAGGAUUGAUGAUGCAUAACUCAUCAUCUGUAACUUAUAGUAGCUGUGCCUAUAUAUACGACACUAAUCAGCUCUUCUUGAUGCAACCCACAGAGGGUACUGUGAGCUCUCAGAUCUCAACGAUGUCAACACUCGAGGGCACCCCAUACUUUGUUAUGUCCGCACAGCAGUCAGCGAGCAUUGCUAUUCAGCAAUUGACUCUUACCAUCGUAUCAUUUACUCUUGUGGUGUACGAUCAUGCUAUCACAUUCGCUCAAGAAGUGACUUUCUUUUGGGCCAGUCCAUGGUCACCGUCAAGAAUACUGUAUCUCAGCGUAAGGCCAUUACGAAUUAUUCUUGUCAUUUUCGAGCUGCGCAUAUCAUCGUUGGGACUGAACUGGCUUCCUAUAUUGGACUACGCUGUUAGAUUAACAGUCAUGGUUCUAUGCCAAUGUGUUAUAACAUUGAGAGUAUGGCACCUGUUCCCUCGGAGUUGCCUCAUCAAAUGGCUGGCAGUCACUGUUUUCACCGUUUGCUUGGUAGUAACUGGAAUAUUGGGCGCCGUCGAGUAUAAUGCAAUCAAGAGUGUCACGAACACGAACACGAACACGAACAUCAUUUUGAGCUCGGCACGCCUUACAUUUACAUUCAUCAUCUAUGUGCCAGCCUUGGUUGUCCAUACGACUAUGUUCUUACUUACGCUGUACCGCUUUCGCGUCACCCCCAGAACCUUGCAGCAACACGGGAUGAUCCACCGAUUCAUCAAAGAGGGGAUGUUCUUGUAUUCGUUUGCAGCCGGAUCGCUACUGUACGAAAUCAUCAGUCUUUCUCUGACUAAUCCAGAGGACAUAGCCGUAAGUUUUAUGGCGAUAACUGCACGAAAGCUCAUAACCAUUGCCACAAUGGCAGCUACGGCUGUUUCUAUCUGUCGCGCAAUGCUAAACAUCCGGUCCUUGGCUGCAACUUACCAUGUCGAUCCGGCAUGGUUGCUCAACCAUGCGGAACUCAGUCGUGUCCAGUGGAGGAGAGGACACACUGAAGGAGAAAUCUACGUUGAAGUCAGCGAGAUGGAUGUGGUUCUUCCGUCCAAAUCUCCGGCAUUACCUGCUGGGAACAUCGGAAGAGAAGACGAAGUGCAAAACCAUACCUAA